CUUUUACUUUCAUUCACCUCUACACUGCAUGGCACUGGCUCAAAGCCUUUGGGAAGGCUUUUUCAGGGGCAGAUCUCCAGUCAAAGGUUGCUGAACUCUAUAAAACUGUGCUGAUAAGAUUUACUGAGACGCAGCUGCAUCUACACAAACUGGACCGAGCUCAGAAACACAAAGAAAAGAUUACACUACUGAUCUUCUGCUUGGAUGAGAAUCCACAGAGAUGGAGGACCUUGAGCAGACAGCAGAAAAGAAAGGAGGAAAAAGAAGCUGUAGAUUUUGUAGAAAAAGAAGAAAGAGUAAAAUCUUCCGCUUGUGCUGCUGCUGCUGCUGUGCUACAGACGAUGAGUUGGAUGAAAGUGAAACUACAACAAAGCCUUUAUUGAAUAAAACUGGUGAAGCUCAGCACCUAGAGCUGAACGUCACGAGCAAAGGGAGUGAAUCUGAAAACGCUUCUGCACCAUCUUCCACCAAUAACAGAGUAGAAGAAAAAGUGGAGAACACAUGUGAAGUCAGAGGAAAGAGUGAGCCACGAGACGAAAAUGAGGAUCAGUCAGAGAAAAGAGAAGACACCGCAACAGGAGGAGGAGAAUCUGAAACCUGGACUCCAUCACAACCUUUAAACAUUGAGAAAGGAGAGGAGUCAGAGAAGAGCGCAGCUGAAACAGAGAGCUACACUGUGAAUGAAGACAUACAGUCAAAGACUGAUGACACUGCAGCACCAGCAGAAAGCUCUAUAAUCAAGAUUCAAGCGUCAUCUGAAGCCAAUAAGAAGGAAACGUCAGAUAAUGACAUGAGUAAAAAUGAAGAGGAGAAGAAGUCACACCAUGGACAAUUUGAGACACUGCUCAGCAGACUUCAUCUUCAAGACAAACUCCAACUCAAGUUUUCAGUAGAAGAUUUUUUUCAAAUACGCCCACCUAUAAAACAGCACCACAUCACAUCUGAGAAAGAUCUAGCUCAGAUGUUUCUCUACAGACUGACGAUGUUAGACUACAGGGCCAGAUGUAUUCUUGUAAGACCAGACAGUCUUGAGAUGGCCUAUUUAAAUCCCACAGUGUCUGAAAUCACUGAGACGGAUGACGGUGAUUUGGAGGCUUUAUUGAGAACAAGCGUAGACGCACAUGAGAAAGAACAGACUCCUCUGCAUCCAAUGGAUGUUCAGAUGGCAGUAUAUCACUGCUCAGACAGCUUCCUUAAACAGAUCAUAAUUGCAAAGCUCGCUCAGUGUCAGUAUGCCUUACCUUUGCUUGUUCCUGACCCAGUAUCAAAGGAGAUUGUGUGUCCUUUGUGGACAUUCAGACAAAUAACAAAAAGCUGGAAGGUAACUCAAAUCGAGCCUGACUCACAAAUUGUCACCAUGAAGAAUAUCCCAGUCUACAAAGCUCAGACACCCUUGGUGUCAUUUUUCCGCCUGGGCUCUUUGUCAGUGUCUAAAUCUCAGAUGAUGAACACUUUGCUCAACGAUCGUCACAGCACCUUCUUCCACAGAAACUGCCUAGGAAGCACCAAGUCUCGCCAUCUGAUGGAUGGUGUGGCAGAGAUUGCCUGGUACUGUCCUGCUGGAAAACCCAAUGAUGCCUUCAAUGACUGCAUUGCCUUUUGUAAUCUUCAUGGUGACGCGCUGUCACUUGAAGAACAGCGUGAAAUAUUGAUUGAAAAAUCCUCCAUCAAUAUUUUUCUUGUUGAAACUCUGCAGAAAAACAAAGAAAGUAGUUCUUUCAUAGCAAAUCUUUUUAAGUCCAAGAAGUCGCUCAUUUGCAUCACUGUUGAUGAUUGCUGUGAUGUUAAGACAAAAAAUGGAAAAUACAUUAUCGGGCUCAAAGAUAAAAACCAAGCGGAUGUAUCUGAACAGCUGAAAAAGAUCAUUAGAGAAGUUUUAUCUUCUCCAGAUGGAUCCAACUUGAAGCCAUUUUUCCAUCUUGAAACCAUGGCUGAGCUCUCUGGAACCAGAGUGGAUGAAAGUGACCCAGCCUGUCAAAGAGGGAAAUCUGCUGCUUUGCAAAUAAUGAAUCUGCUCACAAAAGACAACAUGGAUGUCUCAAAGAUCAAAGAUGAAUUUCUUGCUGUUCAAGGGCAGCUCUGGUGUGACUGGUGCAAAAUACACAAACAGCUGUUUCAUCUUAGAGGAGAAAUUGAAAGGGAGAAAAGUCAAAAGCAACAAGAACUGAUGAGAAUCCGUCAGAAACAAUGUGCUGCUUCCUGCAGUAAACUGAUGGAGCUGUUCAUUGGAAGCCUCUCAUCAUUGCCACCAAUAGACAAAGAAUAUUUCCUAAAAUGGACUCAGAUCUUAAUAGAUGCGCUCUCCACAAAUUAUCUUUCUUUGAUUCUCAGAAGUUACAAUACAACAUGGUCUGAGGUCUUGGUUUUGAAAAACAAACACGACAAAUCAGAUUUGUUAUCGAGGAAACAAGCUGAGCUCGAAGACAUCUCCAAAAAACUGCAGUCUGCUUCUUUUGGCUUGGAGCACAUCUUCAGGGAAAUGGGACAGAUCUAUGAAGCCCAUAGAGAAAUACAGCAGGAGAGCAACAACACUGGCUGGUCUAAAUAUCCUGAGCUGGCUGCACAGUUGAUGAUAUCAGGAUAUCCAAUGGAGCUGAUGGAUGGAGAUGCAGGUCACGUGCCUUUAACAUGGAUCUCCAGUCUUUUAGAGGAAGUCAUCAAGAAACUGGGUGACCAGAGGGUUUUUGUGUUGUCAGUUUUAGGCCUACAAAGCAGUGGAAAAUCAACAAUGCUGAACACCAUGUUUGGUUUGCAGUUUGCAGUAAGUGCUGGCAGGUGCACCAAAGGUGCCUUUAUGCAAUUGCUCAAAGUAUCAGAGGAGAUGCAGAAAGACUUUCAGACCGACUAUGUUCUAGUGGUGGACACUGAAGGACUCUGUGCUCUUGAGUUGGAAGGUAAUGCCACUCCUCACCAUGACAAUGAACUGGCAACAUUUGUUGUUGGUCUGGGAAACUUGACAUUGAUCAACAUCUUUGGAGAGAAUCCAUCUGAGAUGCAGGACAUUCUGCAGAUUGUUGUUCAGGCUUUCAUGAGGAUGAAGAAAGUUCAGCUUUCUCCCAGUUGUGUGUUUGUUCACCAGAAUGUUACAGAUGUGGCAGCAGCAGAGAAAAACAUGGAUGGAAAGAGACGCCUGCAGGAAAAACUGGACCAGAUGACCAAGCUAGCAGCUGAAGAGGAGGUUUGCGAUGCAGAGUGCUUCAGUGAUGUCAUUGAAUUUGAUGUGCAAAAAGAUGUGAAAUACUGUGCCCAGCUAUGGGAGGGCAGUCCACCCAUGGCUCCUCCAAAUCCAGGUUACAGUGAGAGCAUCCAAGAACUAAAGAACGUCAUCCUGUCUAAAGCUUCAAAGUCUGCUGGAAUCACACUCUCUCAGUUCAAGACCAAAGUUCAGGACCUGUGGAACGCCCUUCUGAAUGAAAGCUUUGUUUUCAGUUUUAAAAACACACUUGAGAUCGCAGUAUACAGAAAACUUGAGGUUCAGUAUGGGAACUGGACCUGGGCCCUUAGAAGCAAGAUGUUGACCACUGAAGAACAGCUUCAUAACAGAAUUGAAAAUGGAGAUCUUGACAAGGUUGAGAAGACUUAUCUUUUGGAGGAAACGAGCAAAACAUUUAAAGAAAUUAGGAAAGCGAUAAAAACAUACUUUGAGAGUGACAAAGAUAAAGAAAUGUUGACUCAGUGGAGAGGACGAUUUGAAAUCAAAAUCAGUGAGUUUUAUGAUGAGCAGGUGAGCAGAUUAAAAACAAAACUGGAUGGAGUUAUCCUGCAGAAGAAAGCAUGUAAACAGUUGGAUGAUGAUAAGACAGGCUUUGAGAACAAGCUGUUACAGAAGAGCAAAGAGCUCGCUCAGCAACUGAAGGAUAAAGUCAGAGAUGAAGAAGAGCUUAACAAACAGUUCAACUCUGUUUGGAGUGGCUGGAUUACUGAAUUAACAGCAGAUACUAAAACAGUUGUAGACGUCAACUUGGAAGAAGAUUACUGUACUAUUCUUCAAGAACUCGGUUUUGAAGUGGCUUUUGUAGAUGAAUCAAAAAGACGUGGGAGAUACAAGAAAAUAUCUGAGAUUGGUGAUUAUUCAGACUACCUAAAGACAAGUGGACCAAAAUUUCUGGGGACUGUGGUAGAUCUUUACAAAAAAUAUGCUUUCAGCAGUUCUUUCUCAUUUAAAGAACAACAACAAAUCAGAUUGCUCAUCGAAAAAGCUGAAAACGAGUCCCUUGUUGCACUGAAAAGCAAACCUGUAGCAACAAGAGGCUACACACCAACUUACUUGCAUGAACUUGCCAAACAUGUGAAAGACGAAGUCGAGGAAUUUGUGUCAGAGAGGAAAUUUGCUUUGAAGAAGGAUUUUACAGUUGAUCUUUUGCUGUAUGUGUUUGACAGAGCAGAGACUUGGCUUCUUGAGUCCCAUAAAAAAUUCAAAAUGAGGAAUGAUCCACUCACAUAUUUAGAAAGCAAGGAAGCACAGUUUUCCACAGUUUUUAGAAGCUUUUGCAAAGGAAACUCAUCUGCUGUUGUCCUUGGAGAACUGAUCUGUGAAAAGCUGAAAGCUUCCACUGUUGAGGCGCUCUACAACAGGACUGCCAUUGAUCUGGCUCACCAGAUGAAGUGCAAUUUCCCAGCAUUCAGUGGCAACACUCUGGACUUGGAGAAACAUAUACUGAAGUCCCUCGCUGAGAAAGAAGUCUUUGAUGAUUUCAUCACCUACAUCAAAAACCCAAGGAGACAUACAAAAGCUUUUAUCACAGCAGCAGUAGAGAAAUACAUCUUCAAAGAUCACAAGGAUGAAGCUGCGAAUUUACUUGAGAAAAAUGUUCUUGACAUCAACUCACUUGUUAGUCAAGCUUUAUUUACUGCAACACAGAAAGUCCAAACUCAGGGAGGAGACGCAGACACGUGGCUGAAGGAGUUUUCCAGUGUGCUAAAUGAUAAGCUCACCCUGGAUCCCAUUUGUUCUCAAAACUUCAGUGACAUAAACGAUUUUGACUUUCUGAAGGGAGAGAUAGAGAAAGGAUUUGCUGCCAUCAUUGUGCAGAUGAGCACCAUGUCACUGGAAAACUUGAAGGAAUCCAGACUGAAGCCUGAUGAAAUCCUCACAGAUCAGCUGUGUAAGCGUUGCUGGGUAAAGUGUCCAUUCUGUUCCGCUGUUUGUAUCAACACUAUUGAAGAUCACAGUCCCGAUGACCACAGCGUCCCUUUCCAUCGACCUAAUGGGAUCCAAGGAUGGCACUACAAAGGCACAGUGGAGUUGUGCAUCACUUUCUGCACAACAAACGUUUCGAGCGAAGGCAGGUUUUACCCUCAUCAUGAUUCAGAGGAAAGCAUUCCUUAUAAACAAUACAGAACUGCUGGCUCAAAGUAUGCCACAUGGAGAAUCACCCCCGAUGGGUCGAGACUAUCGUACUGGAAAUGGUUUGUGUGCCGAUUUCAAAACACACUGGAAGAGCACUAUAACCUAAAAUUCCAGGGCAGAGGAGAGAUUCCUGAUGACUGGAAAACAAUCUCUAAAGAGGAAGCCAUUAAAAGCCUUGAUGAAAUGUUCUGCUAACUCAAACAAACUGAAGCCCUAGGCUAAAUUUUCUUUUCACCUCAAAAACCCACAUAACCACUGAAUUUUUUUAUUUUUUUUUUGGAUUAAUUAAGAUUCUUACAACUAACCAGUGACAGAGAAAUGAGGAAUGUUUGUAAGAUAUUACAAUAUAAAAUUUUUAGAAGGUCUCUUUCUAUGUAACUGGGGGGGGGGGUUGCAGCAUAAACAAAUGUUUGGCAGCCACAUAAAGAAAAUCACCCGCAUUUAAUAACUGUACACAGACUUUGUGUGUGUGUGUGUCAAAUUGAGUAAUUUAGUUUGAUUAAUAUGUACAGAUUUAUCAGAUAUGUUGUCACAAAUUAUGUAACAUUUAAAGGAUGAAGAAUGUAAAACUUUUUACACAAAUAGUUUGAAAAUAUUGCCACUGAAAACCAUAUCAGAUCCACAACAUUUUUUUAUUUAAUUUUUUUAGUUUUAGAUUCUAUGUUUAUGUUAAAGAACAUUGUCACACAUAAAAUUUAGGAUGGUGUUGUCUAGCUUAAGCUAGAAUCAUAUAAAACAGUUAUUAUAUCCUCACUGUAUGCAGACUUUUGUUUUAUGCUGACAGUUUGUUGUCCAAAUUGUUUUGGACUUUUUAAAUGUGAUAUGAAUAAAUGGCAUGUACAUUAUGUAAAAAUGUUUAAAAAAUAAAGACUUUUAGAAAAUUUUAUUUUCUAAGUCUUUUUUUGUUUGUUUUUGUUCUGACAUACAAUCUGAACUCUGUGAAUUUAUAUGCACAGUAGUGAGUCUUUCAAAACUCCUA
This is a messenger RNA of Oreochromis aureus, 6329 nucleotides long. RefSeq names its product interferon-induced very large GTPase 1-like. The record is from RefSeq and is a predicted model, not a curated record. NCBI's taxonomy places the organism in Eukaryota, Metazoa, Chordata, Actinopteri, Cichliformes, Cichlidae. The coding region runs from base 221 to 5545 and encodes 1774 amino acids. The transcript has 10 exons. Gene Ontology annotation, molecular function: GTP binding.